Messenger RNA from Aedes aegypti (yellow fever mosquito), 1362 nucleotides. Its product is annotated as probable low-specificity L-threonine aldolase 2. Gene Ontology annotation, biological process: L-threonine catabolic process; glycine biosynthetic process. Gene Ontology annotation, molecular function: L-allo-threonine aldolase activity. NCBI's taxonomy places the organism in Eukaryota, Metazoa, Arthropoda, Insecta, Diptera, Culicidae. Bases 124 to 1284 code for a protein of 386 amino acids. The transcript is spliced from 2 exons. The record is from RefSeq and is a predicted model, not a curated record. Gene Ontology annotation, cellular component: cytosol.
UACGGUGUUCUCGCAAAGGUUGAGAAUCAGUUGAUAACAAACUCCGCUCACAGUAAGGCGUGCUCCAUCAGUGGCGAAUUUCGACAAAUUUCAAGUGCAAGGAAAAAUCAAACUUCUACAGCAAUGUAUGCAACUAGUAAUGGAACAUCGGAUCCAACCGUUUCGUCGGUUCGCGUAGUGGACUUCCGAUCGGACACCGUAAGUGUUCCGACGGCCACCAUGCGCAAGGCCAUGUACGAAGCCGCCGUAGGGGAUGAUGUCUACGGUGAGGACCCCACGGUGAACGAACUCGAACGGCGUGCGGCUGCUCUGCUUGGCAAGGAGGCAGCGCUGUUUGUGCCGAGUGGUACCAUGGGCAAUCUCCUGGCCGUGAUGGUUCACUGCAACCGACGAGGAUCGGAGGCGAUAGUCGGAGAUAUGGCACAUGUGUUCCUCUACGAGCAAGGAGGAUCGGCCCAGCUAGCCGGUGUACUGCUGAACAACAUCAAGAACAAACCGGAUGGGACAUUUUGCCUGGAUGAACUGCGUAACAAGUUCCGUGGAUUUGAUAUCCACGAACCGAAUACGGAACUGGUGUUGAUCGAAAACACCCACAACAUGUGCGGUGGAAAAGUACUGCCGUUGCAGUGGAUGGAAGAUCUAUCGAAUAUCUGCAAGGAGAAGUCAAUCAAACUUCACAUGGAUGGAGCACGCGUAUUCAACGCAGCGGAGCACUUGAAGGUACCGGUUUCCCGUGUGGUGCGCGAUGUCGACUCGGUUUGCUUCUGUCUGAGCAAAAGUCUGGCCUGCCCAGUCGGAUCAAUGCUGGUUGGAUCGAAGGAUUUUAUUAAGCAAGCCCAUCGUCUGCGCAAAGCCCUCGGUGGUGGAAUGAGGCAGGUGGGAUUCCUAGCAGCGGCAGCGUUGGUGGCUUUGGAUGAGAUUGUACCCAAGCUAGCCUUGGACCACGACCGUACCAGGAAGAUCGCUGAAGCUAUUCACACUAUGAACAGUCCGUUAUUCACGGUCGAUCUGAAGAACCUCCACUCAAACAUUCUGAUGGUACAAAUACUGACCCCUAAAAUCAAGUCGUGUGAUCUUGCCAAUCGACUAAAGGAAGUAAUGCCGGAGGAAAUCGAGAAAGGACUCACUGAUGCCUCCGGUAAGGGCAUAAGCGUCAAGCUGAGUGCACGCGACUGGUCAUUUGCACGGAUUGUGAUUUACACAAAUCUUACCGACGAAGAUGUGGACCUGGCCAUUCGGAAGAUUAAAUACGUAAUUGAAGAGUAUCAGACAACACUUCUCUAAAAUUUCUAGACGUUAUGGAAUUUGAAGCUUUCUCAUCUACAUAAAUUCAACUGAAAUAAAUGAAAUUACACAACGCAA